AUGUCAUUCCUAUCAUUUCUUAUUCUUGCUCUUCCUCUUCUUCCCUAUUUUUUCGUAUCCUUGAUUUCCUUCACUAUUUUUUCUUAUUUUUGCACUUCUUCCAAUUUUUUCUUCUUCUUGCUCUUCCUUUUUUCUUCUUAUCCUUCCUCUUCUCUUUUUCUUCUUAUCCUUGCUCUUCCUUUUUCCUUCUUAUCCUUCCUCUUCCUUUUUUCUUCUUAUCCUUCCUCUUCCUUUUUUCUUCUUAUCCUUCCUCUUCCUUUUUUCUUCUUAUCCUUGCUCUUCUCUUUUUCUUCUUAUCCUUGCUCUUCCUUUUUUUCUUCUUAUCCUUGCUCUUCCCUUUUUCUUCUUAUCCUUGCUCUUCCUUUUUUUCUUCUUAUCCUUGCUCUUCCUUUUUUCUUCUUAUCCUUUUUCAUUUUUUUUCUUCUUAUCCUUGCUCUUCAUUUUUUCUUCUUAUCCUUGCUUUCCCUUUUCUUCUUAUCCUUGCUCUUCCUUUUUCUUCUUAUCCUUGCUCUUCCUUUUUCUUCUUAUCCUUGCUCUUCCUUUUCUUCUUAUCCUUGCUCUUCCCUUUUUCUUCUUAUCCUUGCUCUUCCCUUUUUCUUCUUAUCCUUGCUCUUCCUUUUUUCUUCUUAUCCUUGCUCUUCUUCCCUAUUUUUUCAUUUUUGCUCUUCUUCCCUAGUUUUUCUUAUUCUUGCUCUUCCCUAUUUUUUAUCCUUUCACUUUUGUCCCUAUUUUUCCUAUCAUUUCUCUCUUUUCUUAUCCUUGCUCUUCUUUCUUGUUUUUGAACAUCCUUGCUCUCCUUACCCAUUUUCUUAUCCUUGCUCUUCCUUACUAUUUAUUCUCAUCAUUUCUCCAGAAAAUAAGAAAGAAGAGCAAAGAUAA
Messenger RNA from Acanthosepion pharaonis, 879 nucleotides. The record is from the annotation of a GenBank genome assembly. NCBI's taxonomy places the organism in Eukaryota, Metazoa, Mollusca, Cephalopoda, Sepiida, Sepiidae.